AUGGGCGUUCAGAAUCCUGCGUCAAGCGGUUCCGCCAGCCCGGAACCCCGCGGGGAGGAAAAAACUGAAGAAGCAGAGCAAGCUCGGAAUGAUACGCUUUCCAUCACAGGUACGUCCCUCCUCAGCCGUGAACGAUGGCGGGGAGCUGCUCGCACCGUUCGGGAUCAGUCGAGUCGCCUAGCGGAAAUUCUGAGUCGGCCAAUGGGCGAGCACGAAGCUGGACUGGGCUCUUCCCUUAUUGACCCUGAGAAGCUGGGUUCAACCGAUGACGACGCAUUGGCUGCUAUUUUUCGAAAGGAUGGAACCGAGCAGUCAAACAUUGCUCAGUACCAGCAAGCCGUGCGCGCCGAGGCCGAACGGCUGAUGCAGGGCAUGAAGGGCUUACCGACUUCUAAUGAACCGGUGGCCGGAAAACCGGCGGACGAUGUCGAGGCAUCUGCACAUACGCCAGCGCCGUCCUCUUUACCAGGAGGCGUGCUCGGAGCCCUGCUGCAGCUGCAGUCGAAUGCAGCGCAGCAUUCGCGAACAACGAGCUUGUACUCGGCACCCGAGUCGGAGACGGAGUCCCAGGCUACUCUUGUCACGCCUGGUAUCACUCCGGUGUCGACAUCAUCAACGACGACGCCUCCGAAUCGGCCAAAGAUAAAGCCAAGGCAUUGGUACAAAAAGUCGGAUCACACUGCGACAGCGUCUCUGGUGCGAGCUUCCAUGAGCAUGGGCCAUAUCGCCUCGUCCAACGCCUGGGCGAAGGCAGACGUGCCGCCGGUCGAGCUCCAGACUGGUGACAAGAAGAAAAAGAAGAAGAACGACAAAGUUAGCAAGGAAGUCAAGCUGACGAUUCAUAUCGCGGAAAUCAUCUUCCGUCAGCGUUAUAUCAUGCAGCUCUGUCGCGCAUUCAUGCGUUACGGAGCUCCGACCCACCGUCUGGAGGAGUACAUGCAGAUGACGGCGCGAGUUUUGGACAUUAAUGCGCAGUUCAUGUACCUUCCUGGCUGCAUGAUAAUGUCAUUUGACGACCCGGUCACUCGUACCGCAGAGGUUAAACUCGUUCGCGUUCCCCAAGGGCUGGACCUCGGGCGGCUAGAGGCAGUUCACCAUUGUUAUAAACGAGUCACUCACGAUAUGGUGGACAUUCAAACCGCGAUUGCAGAGUUGACAGAGCUGAUGGACCGCAAGCCACGGUAUAACAAGUGGCUUGUGAUUCUUCUCUACGGACUGGGUUCUGCAGCUGUAGGCCCGUUUUCCUUUUCCGCGCGACCCAUCGACAUGCCCAUAAUCUUCUUCCUUGGCUGCUGCGUUGGUUUCAUGCAGCAUAUUCUUGCACCCCGUUCAGCACUCUAUGCAAACGUUUUCGAAGUCAGCGCAGCUAUCGUCGUCUCGUUCCUCGCCCGCGCGUUCGGAAGUAUACGAUUGCCCGGCCGCACCGAUCCUGUCUUCUGCUACGCCUCGAUCACUCAAUCUUCCAUUGCGCUCAUUCUCCCUGGUUUCUCCGUGUUAACUAGCAGUCUUGAACUACAAUCGCACCAGAUGAUUGCCGGUUCAAUUCGACUCGUUUACACGAUCAUCUACUCCCUCUUUCUCGGCUACGGUGUGACUGUAGGCACGACAAUCUACGGCGCCAUCGAUUCCAACGCCACCAGCGACACCACCUGCGCGCGCCAGUCCGUCUGGGGUAGCGCCUACACACAGCACUUCCCUUUUGUCGCCGUCUACUCUCUAAUUGCUGCUCUAAUCAACCAAGCCAAAUUCCGCCAAUUACCAGUCAUGGUUUUCAUCGGCACAACCGGGUACGUCACCAACUAUUUCAGUACACAAAGACUGGGCUCCUCCUCCCAGGUUGCCAAUACCGUUGGUGCCUUUACGAUCGGUCUUUUGGCGAAUUUAUACAGUCGCCUAUGGCACGGUAACGCAGUAAGCUCAACGAUUCCGGGUAUCUUCACUCUGGUGCCUUCCGGGUUGGCGUCGUCAGGGUCGAUCCUAUCGGCGAUUGAGUACUCGGAUGCAGUGCGAAAUGGGACGGCGGAUACGUCCGGUGGUACCAAUGGUAGUUCGUUGACGAGUUUGGGUUAUGGGAAAGAAGAGGAGUGGAUUGUUCUCUUUAUAGAAAAGUCAGGGGCGUCGGAUGGCAUGCCGGCAACUCGGGUUCAAUGGUUUUGUUGCGGCCAGGCUGGCCAUUGGACAGAAGAUGGUUCAGAGCGGCCCGAACGGUGUUGCAACGAGCAAGUUCUGUUCAAGCUUAGGGGACAAGGAGCCCCUAUCUCCAUGCGCUUGGUCGCUAUGGCCUGGAUCUUGGUUGUCGGCCAUGCCCUCAACCUAGUUCUAAAUAAGGUUUCUGCAACAUCAGUGUACAGCUUCGGAAAUUGCGGCCUCGAAGCUUAG
This is a messenger RNA of Aspergillus nidulans FGSC A4, 2379 nucleotides long. Its product is annotated as threonine/serine exporter family protein. Gene Ontology annotation, molecular function: transmembrane transporter activity. The transcript has 5 exons. The coding region runs from base 1 to 2379 and encodes 792 amino acids. Gene Ontology annotation, cellular component: membrane. The record is from RefSeq and is a predicted model, not a curated record. NCBI's taxonomy places the organism in Eukaryota, Fungi, Ascomycota, Eurotiomycetes, Eurotiales, Aspergillaceae. Gene Ontology annotation, biological process: transmembrane transport.